Trichoplusia ni (cabbage looper) is the source of this 1725-nucleotide messenger RNA. Its product is annotated as UDP-glucuronosyltransferase 2B20-like. Gene Ontology annotation, molecular function: UDP-glycosyltransferase activity. The transcript has 4 exons. The coding region runs from base 31 to 1596 and encodes 521 amino acids. NCBI's taxonomy places the organism in Eukaryota, Metazoa, Arthropoda, Insecta, Lepidoptera, Noctuidae. The record is from RefSeq and is a predicted model, not a curated record.
UAAUUGUCAUCCAGUUGAGAAAGUGUAAACAUGCGUGUCUUUGUGUAUACCUUGUUUUUGAGUUUACUUUUCAUCUUGAACAUAAAUGAAGCAGCGAGAAUAUUGGUAGUGGUUCCAACGCCUUCUAUCAGUCAUCAAGUAGUGUUUCGAGUUCUGACACAAGAGCUAGCCAGGAGAGGACACGAUGUCACAUUCAUCACAACAGAUCCCGCCUUCCCGAAAGGAGGAGCUCCUGCUAACCUGACAGAAAUAGACCUUCAUGAUUUAUCGUAUAAUCUGUUCAUAGAAGAAAGUAAUAAGGUACCAAGAGGUAAUAAAGAAGACAUGAUUACUAUGUUCAGAGCAUUUUUCAAAUUUUGGCCUACAGUUUUCGGUGAGCAAUUAAAAGACGCAAGCGUGCAACGUUUGAUCAAAGAUAAAAAUCAGAAGUUUGAUUUACUGAUCUUAGAAGCAGGUAUCAGACAGGCGCUUGUGUUUUCUCACAUUUUCAAAGCUCCAGUUAUCCAAAUGAGUUCUUUUGGGGGUUACUUGGACAAUUUCCCAACUAUAGGAGCUCCAACACAUCUGUUUCUGUAUCCAACAGUACUUCAGCAAAAGAUACACAAUCUCACAAUGUAUGGAAAAAUUAUGGAACUGUAUAAGCAUUAUACGAUUGAAAGUCUUUAUUACGAAAGCAGACAUCUAGAAGAUAAAGUUUUACGAGAAAUUGUUGGACCAGAUGUACCGAGUGUCACAGAACUGGCCAAUAAUGUGGAUAUGCUGUUCUUGAAUGUGAAUCCAGUGUUUGUGGGUAUACGACCUGUUCCACCAACCGUUGUGUUCACAAAUGGUCUGCACCAAAUCCCUCCGAAAGAGCUGCCUAAGGAUCUCAAAUCAUAUUUAGACUCUUCAAAAAAAGGUGUGAUUUACAUCAGUUUUGGUACCAAUGUGGAUCCUACUCUACUGCCAGCCGAAAGAAUCCAAGUACUAGUGAAAGCAUUCUCUCAGUUACCUUACGAUGUGUUAUGGAAGUGGAACGGAGACGAACUGCCUGGACGUACUGAGAACAUCAGAAUUUCAAAGUGGUUGCCGCAGUCAGAUUUAUUGAGACAUCCUAAAAUUAAAGUUUUUGUAACACAAGGAGGCCUACAAUCUACAGAUGAAGCAAUCACUGCUGGCGUGCCAUUGAUUGGAAUACCAAUGUUAGGCGAUCAAUGGUUUAACGUUGAAAAAUAUUUAACUCACAACAUAGGAGUUGGAUUGGACUUGGAUGAUAUAACAGUCGAAUCCUUCAAAAAUACUCUGCUCAAAGUAAUUCAAGACGACAGCUACAGACAAAGUAUCGUAAAACUUCGUCGCUUGAUGCGUGACGAGUUUCAGUCUCCGCUGGAGCGCGCCGUGUGGUGGACGGAGUACGUGCUACGGCACGGCGGCGCGAAGCACCUGCGCUCGCCCGCCGCCAACAUCUCGUGGGCGGAGUACCUGGAACUGGAACUGGUGCUCACAUUACUGGCAGGACUAUUAGUCGUUGUAUCUGCUUUUAUUUUCAUAACGUACAAAUUGUUUAAGUAUAUAAGUAAAAAAUGUUUAAUUUCUGUUAAAGUUAAAAGUUCGUAGGUUUUACACUCUCAUACAUAUAUUUAAAAGUAACACUGUCUUGCACUACAAAAUUGUCGUGUUACAAUACAUUUUGUGAGGAAAGACUACAGAUUUUUUUUUUUAAUAAAAUUCUUAAGAUAAACUAUA